UAUUGUCGGGUCUGCCUGAAGUCGCGCGAUAUGAGAACGAACGAGAUCCCGCGCCUCCCUUUCUCGCGGAACUCUCAGCAAGAUGGCGGAUGCCGAGAUCAAGAAGAAGCGGACCUUCAGGAAAUUCACCUACAGGGGCGUUGAUCUGGACCAGCUUCUGGACAUGUCCUACGAGCAGUUGAUGCAGCUGUACUGCGCCCGUCAGCGGAGGAGGCUGAACCGUGGCUUGCGCCGUAAGCAGCAGUCGCUCCUGAAGCGUCUGCGCAAGGCCAAGAAGGAAGCUCCGCCCAUGGAGAAGCCCGAGGUGGUGAAGACCCACCUGAGGGACAUGGUCAUCUUGCCCGAGAUGGUCGGCUCCAUGGUUGGCGUCUACAACGGGAAGACCUUCAACCAGGUUGAGAUCAAGCCCGAGAUGUGUGGCCACUACUUGGGCGAGUUCUCAAUCACCUACAAGCCGGUCAAGCACGGUCGUCCUGGUAUCGGAGCCACGCACUCUUCCCGUUUCAUCCCUCUGAAGUAAAAUGGCCGGAUGCUUUGUAUAAAUAAAAACAAAAAACGUGUACUCCACCAAA
Messenger RNA from Hippocampus comes (tiger tail seahorse), 572 nucleotides. It is a transcript of the gene rps15, whose product is annotated as ribosomal protein S15. Gene Ontology annotation, molecular function: structural constituent of ribosome; RNA binding. The transcript has 4 exons. The coding region runs from base 83 to 520 and encodes 145 amino acids. Gene Ontology annotation, biological process: ribosomal small subunit assembly; translation. Lineage: Eukaryota; Metazoa; Chordata; Actinopteri; Syngnathiformes; Syngnathidae. The record is from RefSeq and is a predicted model, not a curated record. Gene Ontology annotation, cellular component: cytosolic small ribosomal subunit; ribosome.